AUGCAGCUUGGCCUUGCCAGCAUCCUCCUGGGUCUCUGGCUGACAGCUGAGUCCCUCUCUUCACCUGCAAAGGGAAACCUCCACCUAGAAGAAAACCCUCUGAGACAAUGGGAGAGUCCCAAUUUAGGAGAACUGAAAUCCUCAGAAGAAGAAGAAGAAGAAGAAGAACACAUCCAGGUUACACUGGAUUUCAAGGAAGCCCCUUCAAAAGUCGUGUUGGUUUCCCUGGAGUCAGAAGACAGCCCUGGACGUCUCCCAUCCCACCUGCCCUUGGCUGAGAAGGAGGCGAGACCCUUGAGUUUAUGGCCCCAACCCAGUUCUCAGUCAUGGCUAUACGAGAGCUCAGAGGAAUCCGUGUGUCACGUGAAGCUGGACAGGGGCAGCUUUUGGGGUCCUAACCAUCUGGAGGUGGGGGGCCUCCUCAGCCGUUACGACAGCGGGUUCCUGAAGGCACUGAGCAGAUCUGCCUGGAGCAGAGAGGACCUGGAGACCUUCGGGAUAUGUCCCUCAAGUCCACCCCACAACCUUCUUGGGUCACUUCAGCGUGUGGCUGAUUCUCUGGGCAGGCCUGCCGGACACCGUUUCUUCAUGCUGCAUUUGGAAGAAGUGAAAUGGGAAGUCAAGACCAAACUCAGGUUUAAGCUGACCUUUCAGAAGGAUGUGGAAGAGCCUCUCAGCUCCUUGCAGCUGGUCCUUCUAGUCUUUUAUCAAGGAGAAAAGGAACUGGUGCAUCACAGGGUCGCAAAGAGAUUUCUAGUGGGAGGGGAAGGAUUACAUCAAAAGCAGGUUGUUUGCCUUUCCAAAGGAACUCGCUACCUUGUCCUCCAGGGCUCUGUGAUGUCCGGCAGACAUUCUCCUGGUGAAUUAAGAUAUGAACUUUCUUUGGAAAUCAGGCACCAAAACAAUACAGGUAGCUUGCUGAGUUCCGGCAUAGCCCACACACCUUCUGAGGCUGCCACCGUCACUAACCAAACCAACGCCACUGCGUCAGUGCUCACAAACCCUGGAUACUUUUUGGAGACCCUCUCCCAAUUUGUCAACAAAGUCCUGAACCCCUCGGGUGAGCCUCCUGUUGCCCAGGGCUACCUCCAGCUGGAUUUUGACACAAUGGAGGCCCUUCCUCACGAACUGCUCAACUUGUCAGAGAAAGUGGCUUUUGAGCGGCUGGUGCAGUCUGAAAAUCACCUCGUGGUCCUUUUUCCCGAGAACAGCCAAGCUUUCAUGGAGCGCCAGCUCGGCCAAUGGUACCUAGAGGGAAAGUUGCUUUGGCAACUGCUGGAGAAGCUGCAUUCGGUGAUCCAAGAGCUGAAAGCCAUGCCUUCCUUCCAAGCCAACGCCGACCUUUUCCACAAUCUGCUAGCUUUGUGCUAUUAUCCUUCGAGGGGCUCGGGAAAGCUUCCCGCUAGCGAUUCUGCCGAAACGGAGGAAACGCAGACCCGCAGGAAAAUCCACAGCCUUCUGUUGCUCAAGGCCCUCCAGGUGAUCCGCACUCGUUGGCGAGAGGCCAGGAAGGUGUCCUUACGUGCCAACCGUAGCACUCAAGUCCAGGAUGACUACUGCCGGCUGCGAGAGCUCAGGAUAAACCUGGUCUCCAGCAGGUAUAUCGUUUUACCGGAGUCGUACAAUGCCAACAAUUGUGUGGGGCCCUGCCAGAGCCCGCUCUCCACCCGCAUCCCGGACUAUUAUUCCCACACCAUUUUCCUGCUGCGUAUGCAUGAACAGGGCAUGCCACUGCAACGAGCCCCUUGCUGUGUCCCUGUGAAAUAUUCCAAAAGUGUCAUGGUUACCUUUACCAGUGAUCGAGGGAUGAUAGUUAAGUCCUACCCAGAUAUGGUGGCUGAGUCCUGUGGGUGCAGGUAG
Protobothrops mucrosquamatus (brown spotted pit viper) is the source of this 1860-nucleotide messenger RNA. RefSeq names its product anti-Mullerian hormone (gene AMH). Gene Ontology annotation, biological process: Mullerian duct regression; gonad development. The record is from RefSeq and is a predicted model, not a curated record. The coding region runs from base 1 to 1860 and encodes 619 amino acids. Lineage: Eukaryota; Metazoa; Chordata; Lepidosauria; Squamata; Viperidae. The transcript is spliced from 4 exons. Gene Ontology annotation, molecular function: growth factor activity.